Labrus mixtus (cuckoo wrasse) is the source of this 2141-nucleotide messenger RNA. RefSeq lists its product as uncharacterized. The record is from RefSeq and is a predicted model, not a curated record. The coding region runs from base 292 to 1119 and encodes 275 amino acids. Lineage: Eukaryota; Metazoa; Chordata; Actinopteri; Labriformes; Labridae. The transcript has 3 exons.
GCAGGCGCAAGCGCUCGUCCGCGUGUGACGCUGUGACGCGUGACGCUGUUUAAAACGCUCUUCCCACGAGCCGUCUGAAUCACUCACCUCACACAGACACCAAGGGAGAGGAGAGCAUGAUCCAGUCCAUACUUAAACUCUCUCUGACUGCUGGUAGCGUCUCACUGAAACCACACAUAUUCUUUACAGACACAUCUAUGUUUGUGACGUCACUUUACCGCCGGAGCUGGUUUGUGUGAACAGACGUCCACCUGAACCUUUCAAAUAUCACCAAACGAGGACAUAGUUUGCAUGAAACUGUGGCCAGAUAAAAGCCGUGGAUGCAACUGCGCUCCAUUCAUAGAAGAAAUGUGGAAGGGUGUCAGAGGCUCUGAAGAGGUCCAGCUGACCACCGGCUCUGCUAACAUCUCCCCAAAGCCCAGCCCGACGCGCACCAUGUCCCUCAGCACCUUCCACCUCAUGCAAACCCUCAAGAACUCGCCUGCCGCGCUGCGUCGCCGCUUCCGCCGCGACCGCACGGAGUCUCUGUCGCACGGGGACCCUCUCUUCAAGGUGCACUACCUGGGCACGGAGAAAAUCUUCUCCCUGGACCGAGAGCAGGCGCAGUACGCCAUCCGCCACCUGCUCGACGGCAUCGCCAACGGGAAGAAGCUGAACAAGGAUCACGCCCUGGUGGUGCGGCCGAGGUACGUGGAGGUGAAGGAGCUGAGCACGGGCCGGCAGCUGACCAAGACGUACCUGCAGGACAUCGCGUACUGCGCCGCAGACGCCAGCCGGCCCAACGUCUUCCUGUACAUCUGCAAACAUCAGGGUCAGCAGCUGCAGUGCCGGGUGUUCUGGUGCAGCCGGGCGGAGCGGGCGCGGGACAUGACGGCUUGCCUGGCACACUCGUUCCAGCGGGCGCUGAGCGACUGGCAGCAGGACGGAUCGAGCACGCUGCAGCCGGGAGAAGUGACGGCGAAGCUGCUGGAGGAGUCGUCCAACUCUCCUGCGAACAACAAGAGUUCCACACUACCUGCCAGCCUGGGGAAAGUUCGCUGGAGAAAGAGAGGCUCCGUGUCUCGCAGCCCCCUCCGGGCCAUCAGCAGGCGAGGCUCUUCCUCUGACAGCUGGAGCUGAACCGCAGCUUUAACCCUUUUGAACAUGGGGGACUACUUUAACCUGACGACUACCUGAAGGACUGCAGCACUGACCAGAGGGAGGGAAUGUUACGACACAGAGGGAAUGACAAAGGGGAUUAAACCAGGAGGUGGUGAAGAGUCCAUAUUUGGACAUGUGAGGACUCCGCUUGUGAUGGGACGAUGUCAUAAUCAGCGAGCGUGUGGCCUUGAAGGUUUUUGAUGCAUCAAAGUUCUCUUGACUUUUGCAAGAGUGGCGUCGAUUGUGGCACAAAAUACUGCUGACAGCUGCUAUACGUGAGGACUUGUAACCGGCUGCAGGCCAUUUGAGGAGUGGACUGAUUAAUUUCCUUUGCUCUGUUUUGGCUGCUGGAAAUACAGUUGAUGAUAAAACUGACAUCUUUGAGCUGUUUCUAAACUGUUCGAUAGAUUGACAACCAAAAACUGGAAAAAAAAAAAGACGAGAGUCUUGAUUUUUUUUUUUAAAGACUGACUUUUAUUUAAUCAAUGUUUGUGACAGGUUCCUCUAUUUUAUUUCUAAGCCUGUGGCACUAGCAAGCAUCAUUCCCUUGUAUGUUUUUAAUGUAGGUUGUGAGAGUUUUGGCCAAGAAUACGUAGAUGACAAGCCACAGACGAGUGAAAGUUAAACUGGUCUGUAAAGCAAAUUAAUGCAGUUAAUAUUUUCUGGGCACUUUGUUAUUUCCCAACUGUUAAAUGUGACACAUGAACACAAAAUGCGAAAAAUCUCAAGCAACGCCUUCAGAAUUAAAAUCCUCCUCACACGCACCAGAGCAACAUCCUGCAAUAAGGGACAGAUUCUGACUGUCCCUUUUUGAAAUGAAUUAUUUGCAUUUAUGUGGAGAAAAGCACACCCGGCCAUGACUUGCAGGGUUUGUUUGUGUCCGAACACUGGGCACGCUGUGUUCCUCAUGUGGAGCCUCUGUGUGGAAUGCGCGGCCAUGCACCUGCAUUCCAAUAGAGGGGAAAUUUGAGUCGCAAGAUCUUCUCUAAAAAAGACACAAA